Molecule: messenger RNA, 1095 nt
Organism: Leptopilina heterotoma
Lineage: Eukaryota; Metazoa; Arthropoda; Insecta; Hymenoptera; Figitidae
Product: zinc finger BED domain-containing protein DAYSLEEPER-like
Exons: 1
Coding region: 1-1095 (364 amino acids)
Molecular function (GO): protein dimerization activity
Source: RefSeq, a predicted model, not a curated record
AUGUCAGAAAAUACUUGUGUGAUCAAAAGACUAAGAGGGCUCCUCAAGAAAUUAAAAUAUUCGGAGAAAUUACGCGAAAAAUUGAAAUGCUGUUGCGCUACCGUUGAAGUUGAAAUUUUAUCACCGACUAUUGACAUCGCGACGAGAUGGAAUUCAUCAUACGAGAUGAUAAAACUCGCACUUCGUAUGAAACCAGCGUUAAAAUUAUUAUGUAAACUCAAUCCCGAUUUAAAUAAAUUCUGUCUGCAAGAAUCCGAAUGGCAACUUCUUGAAGGUAUUUUAAAGUAUUUACGAUACUUUAAAACAUUGUCGCUAACCUUAUCAGGUGAAAAGUAUAUUACAAUCCCAAUGGUUGUGGUAGGUUUCAACAUGCUAUUAGAUAAACUUCAGGAUGGAAUAAAUAUUUUCGAUCAAAAAAUUAGAAAAAGUGGAGUUGAAAUUCAGAUAAAAAAUGCACUUGAAGCAGCGACGGAAAAGAUAUUGAAGCACUAUUCCAAGUUCAACUGGAUGUAUUGCGCUGUCCUUCUUUUGGACCCGAGAUUUAAGCUUGAAACUUUCCAAUUGACGGCUUGGGGAAAAGAGAUGGUGAAUGAGUCGCUUAAAAAGUUUGAAAAUAUUUAUAAAGAAUCCUAUUAUAAAACAUCUACUAAUGUCACAGAAAUGUUUCAAGACGAUGAUCUUUCCUGCAAUCAAGAUACACCUGAUGAAGAUGAUGACGAUGAUGAUCUGAAGAUCAAUUCACUUUUCAGAAAGCGAAACACAGCCUCAGUAUCUUUGAACAAUGCUACGAAUUCUUGGCGAAGUGAGAUCGACAAGUAUUUCUUGUUAGAAAGAGCCACUGAAGACGUUGAUAUCGGGCAAUGGUGGAAGAAUCAUGAAAACAUUUUUCCAAAUCUAAGUAGAAUGGCGAAAGAUUUAUUUUCAAUUCAAGCUACAUCAGUUCCCGCCGAAAGACUUUUCUCGAGAGCAGGGUUAAUUAUUCGAAAACAUCGAAACCGUUUAACCAAUGAAUCGGCGAAAAAUUUGAUUUGUUUAAACUCGUGGAUGACGUGUAACUUAAGUGAUGCAAUUAUCAAAGAACUAAAUUCUAUUUAG